This is a messenger RNA of Radiomyces spectabilis, 1023 nucleotides long. RefSeq lists its product as uncharacterized. The transcript is spliced from 4 exons. Gene Ontology annotation, biological process: P-body assembly; mRNA splicing, via spliceosome. The coding region runs from base 429 to 737 and encodes 102 amino acids. Gene Ontology annotation, molecular function: RNA binding. Lineage: Eukaryota; Fungi; Mucoromycota; Mucoromycetes; Mucorales; Radiomycetaceae. The record is from RefSeq and is a predicted model, not a curated record. Gene Ontology annotation, cellular component: precatalytic spliceosome; U6 snRNP; Lsm1-7-Pat1 complex.
AAAGUGACUUUGUACCGCUCUCUGUUCAUAUAUCAGAUACAUUGCAAAAAAGAGCUCAUGAUGACCGAAUAACUACCUCCAGAUUCCAGUGGUUAUUAGAAAGUUUGUCAAUGGAAGCUUCCAGGUUUUCAUUUUGGGUAAUAGCCUACGACACCCGUUAACAUUCUUACGCCUCACAGUUUCUAGGUGGGUAGCUUCUACCUGGAACUGGUUCAGUUUGUCCCUUUGCGAAUCGUCUAGUGUGUCUAGGUUGGUCAUACGGAUAAGGGUGAUAACAGUAUAGAAUUGGAUAUACAAUGCGAGCGGACUGAAUGCUGCUGACUAGUUGAGUCGAGCCCAUUUUCUACGUCACACACGCCGCUCAAUUUUUUCUCAGCCAACUCCACUUUUUUCCUUUCCUUUACCUUUAAUUCUUGUAUAUUGCAGACAUGGCAGACGUCGCAAGUGCAACCAACGGUGACAUUGGAGCCGUAGAAGAACCCUUGGAUCUUGUUCGCUUGUCUCUGGAUGAGAAAAUCUAUGUUAAACUUCGCGGCGAUCGUGAAUUACGGGGUUUAUUACACGCAUAUGACGGCCAUUUGAACAUGGUGUUGGGCGAUGUCGAGGAAACUAUUACAAUCGUUGAUGUCAAUGAGGAAACUUAUGAAGAGCUUAUCAGAACCGUGAAGCGCACUUUUGACAUGUUGUUUGUUCGUGGAGACGGUGUGAUUUUGGUCGCUCCCCCAUCAAGAGCAUAAAUUUUAUCCAGAAUAUGUUUCAACUAUAUAACGACCCUAGUGUGAUUGCCUAAGCGAAGACACCUUGACUUUGAUUGCCGAUAUGUAUGUAUGCGAAUGCUAGAACUGGCACAUAUCGUUCGACCCAUUCAUGGAUGAGAACAGAGUGGCAGGAUGGCACUUGUUCUAUCAUCAAAUAAACAUGUGCAUGUGUUAAACGUUUGGUACAAUUGUGCAGCUUUUGAGUUGGGUCAGAUUAGCAAAUAGUGGAUCAGAUAAAUCGACAAUGGGCCAACAUAUAAAACGA